This is a messenger RNA of Microdochium trichocladiopsis, 1566 nucleotides long. RefSeq names its product WD40-repeat-containing domain protein. Gene Ontology annotation, biological process: mRNA splicing, via spliceosome. Bases 1 to 1566 code for a protein of 521 amino acids. NCBI's taxonomy places the organism in Eukaryota, Fungi, Ascomycota, Sordariomycetes, Xylariales, Microdochiaceae. The record is from RefSeq and is a predicted model, not a curated record. Gene Ontology annotation, molecular function: U4 snRNA binding; U6 snRNA binding; protein binding. The transcript has 2 exons. Gene Ontology annotation, cellular component: U4/U6 x U5 tri-snRNP complex.
AUGAUGCACCCGUCGCGGCAGGCAUACGUGGAGGAGGCAGACGAGGACCGUGGCAUGAGCCUCGACGAGGUCCCCGAGGACCAUGACUACGAAAUCCCCGGCACCGGUGGCGACAAGGCGUCCGCGAUCCUGUCACAGUUCGAUCGGAAGCGUCUCGCCGCCUCGAUAGCCGUACCGACCGACAAUGCGCGCAUAUUCGCCAAGCUGCGCGAGUUUGGCGAGCCCGUCACGCUCUUUGGUGAAGGCCCCGCCGAUCGGAGAGACCGUCUGCGCGAGCUCAUGACGCGGCAGGUCGAGCGUGGAAACGAGAAGAGUGGAGAGGGCGCGGAUGUUGACAUGGCGGACGCUGACGGUACUGGCGGCGACAACGAGGACGACGAGGCCGAGGAGGAGUUUUACACCAACGGCACCGAAGAACUGCUCCGUGCGCGGCAGGACAUUGCGCGGUACUCGCUCCCCCGGGCGCGACGGCGACUCGAGUUCCAGAAGCGCGAGUCCACAAUACCAUUACGCACGCACGUCAAGUUCAGGAAGCAGGUCAUCCGGGAGCGGCUCGGCGCAUUCGAGCUGCAAGGUAGUCAGACGGCAGGAGACCGCAACGUGAGCAUGACGCGGAUAUCGCCGGACGGGCAGGUCGUCGCGGCAGGCAAUUGGGGAGGGUCGAUCAAGCUGAUCGAGAUCCCAAGCUUGCGGGAGAAGAUGACACUGCGAGGCCACACAAACCGGGUCAGCGGUAUAUCGUGGAAGCCGGAUGCGGACACGAAUGCCCCAGCGACAGUGCAGCUCGCCUCCGGCGGCGCGGAAGGACAGGUGAAUCUGUGGUCACUCGAGCAGGACACGCCGCUGGCCACACUCCAGGGUCACGCGCAGCGGGUAUGCCGAGUCGAAUUCCACCCUUCAGGACGGUACCUCGCCUCCGCCUCCGAGGACACGACCUGGCGGCUCUGGGACGUGGAAUCUACAACCGAGCUCCUCUUACAAGAAGGCCACUCGCGUGGCGUGUUCGCAGUAAGCUUCAACACAGACGGCUCACUCCUGGCGAGUGCAGGCAUGGACAGCAUCGGGCGGAUCUGGGACCUCCGCUCCGGCCGCACGGUCAUGAUUCUCGAUGGCCACCUGGACGGACAUAUCAAACCGAUCCACGGUAUUGACUGGGGCUCCGAUGGGCACCGUGUGCUCACCGGGUCUGCAGACGGCUGGGUGAAAUGCUGGGAUGUUCGCAAGGUGCAGCGUACGGGCGGCGUGGGCGCACAUAACAGUGCCGUGUCCGAUUUGCGGUGGUACAAAGGCAUUGAUGACCCCUUGCUCGGCAACAACAUCGCACCACAGACAGACGAGCAGGGCAACCCUGUGCCCAAGAAGUCUGGCACGUUCUUUGUGUCCAGUGGCUUCGACCAGAAGGUAAACAUCUUCUCGGCUGAUGAUUGGAGCCUGAUCCAAACGCUGCACGGACAUACAGGCCCAGUGGCGAGCGUUGACGUGAGUAAAGACGCCCGCUGGAUCGUUAGCGGUGGUCACGACAAGACUGUGAAGCUGUGGGGCCGCAACGACAUGGAGCCUUUGUAA